AUGGACGGCUUCAAGCUCUCCUUGCUCGCCUUUGUUCCGUUCCUUUUCCUUGCGAUCGCUGUUGAGGCGACCGGCGAUGAGCUCCAUACGUUCAUCGUUCACGUGCAGCCGCAAGAAAGCCACGUGCCGGCCACCGCCGACGACCGGAAGGCGUGGUACGAGACGUUCCUGCCGGAGGACGGACGGCUGCUCCACGCGUACCACCACGUCGCGAGCGGGUUCGCGGCCAGGCUGACGCCGCGGGAGCUCGACGCCGUGUCCGCCAUGCCCGGGUUCGUGAGCGCGGUGCCGGACCAGACGUACACGCUGCAGACGACGCACACGCCGCAGUUCCUCGGGCUGGGUGCCCCGGCGCCCCCGCAGGGCAAGCGGUGGUCGUCGUCCUACGGCUCGGGAGCCGGCGCGGGCGUCAUAGUCGGGGUGAUCGACACAGGCGUGUUCCCGGACCACCCCUCCUUCAGCGACGCCGGCAUGCCGCCGCCGCCGGCCAAGUGGAAGGGGCGUUGCGACUUCAACGGCCUGGUGUGCAACAACAAGCUCAUCGGCGCGCGCACCUUCAUCGCCAACGCCACGAAAGCCUCCUCAUCCUACGGCGAACGUUCGCCGCCGGUUGAUGACGUCGGGCACGGCACCCACACGGCGAGCACGGCGGCCGGAGCCGUCGUGCCAGGCGCCCACGUGCUUGGUCAGGGGCUGGGUGUCGCCGCCGGGAUAGCACCCCGCGCGCACGUUGCGGUCUAUAAGGUGUGCCCCAACGAGAGCUGCGCCAGCUCCGACAUGCUGGCCGGUGUCGACGCCGCGGUCGCCGACGGCUGCGACGUCCUCUCCAUUUCGCUCGGCGGUCCGUCUGAACCGUUCUACCAAAGCCCCCUCGCAGUCGGGACGUUCGGAGCCAUGGAGAAGGGCGUGUUUGUCAGCAUGGCUGCCGGCAACGCCGGACCAAACGUCAGCUCCGUGCUGAACGACGCGCCAUGGAUGCUCACAGUCGCCGCGAGCACCAUGGACCGGUCCAUACGCACGACGGUGCGCUUGGGGAACGGUCUUCAAUUCGACGGCGAGUCGCUGUACCAGCCAAGUGGCUCGCCGAACACCUUCUACCCACUGGUCUACGCGGGCGCGAGCGGGAAGCCAUUAGCGCAGUUCUGCGGCAACGGCUCGCUCGACGGCCUCGACGUCAGGGGCAAGAUCGUCGUCUGCGAAUUCGGUGGCGGGCCUAACAUCACGAGGAUCAUCAAAGGCGCGGUGGUGCAGAGCGCCGGCGGCGCCGGCAUGAUACUUCCCAACCACUUCCUCCAGGGCCACACUACGUUGGCCGAGGCGCACGUCCUCCCGGCAUCGCAUGUCGGCUACGCCGCCGGCUCAGCCAUCAUGGCCUACAUCAACAGCACGGCGAACCCGGUGGCGCAGAUCCUCCCCAGGGGCACGAUACUCGGGACGACACCUGCUCCGGCGAUGGCUUUCUUCUCCUCCCGUGGGCCUAGCGUUCAGAGCCCUGGCAUCCUGAAGCCCGACAUCACGGGCCCCGGCGUGAACGUGCUCGCCGCAUGGCCGUUCCGUGUCGGCCCGCCGUCGGCGCCGGUUUUCCCCGGACCGACCUUCAACAUCAUCUCCGGGACAUCCAUGUCGACGCCGCACCUCAGCGGCGUCGCGGCGUUCAUCAAGAGCAGGCACCCGCACUGGUCACCGGCGGCGAUCAAAUCCGCCAUCAUGACGACGGCCGACAUCACCGACCGCUCCGGCAACCCGAUACUCGAUGAGCAGCAAGCACCGGCCAACUUCUUUGCCACCGGAGCAGGGCACGUCAACCCGGAGAAGGCCGCCGACCCAGGCCUGGUCUACGACAUUGCUCCCUGCGACUACGUCGGCUACCUCUGCGGCCUCUACACGAGCCAGCAGGUCUCGGUCAUCGCGCGCCGGCCGGUGAACUGCUCGGCCGUCACGGUGAUCCCGGAGCACCAACUAAAUUACCCGUCGAUCUCGGUCACGCUCCCGCGGGCGUGGAAUUCGACGACGAAGCCGGUGCUCGUAAGGCGCACGGCGAGGAACGUCGGGGAGGCGCCGUCGGAGUAUUACGCGGCGGUCGACAUGCUCGACGAAACCGUCACCGUGCGCGUAUUUCCGAGGACGUUGCAGUUCACCGAGGUGAACCAGGAGAAGGAUUUCACGGUGGUCGUGUGGCCGGCCGGGCAAGGUGGCGCAAGGGUGGUGCAGGGCGCAGUGCGGUGGGUGUCAGAGACGCACACCGUACGGAGCCCGUUCUCUGUCACCUUCGCCUGA
Molecule: messenger RNA, 2277 nt
Organism: Oryza brachyantha (malo sina)
Lineage: Eukaryota; Viridiplantae; Streptophyta; Magnoliopsida; Poales; Poaceae
Product: subtilisin-like protease
Exons: 1
Coding region: 1-2277 (758 amino acids)
Biological process (GO): proteolysis
Molecular function (GO): serine-type endopeptidase activity
Source: RefSeq, a predicted model, not a curated record